UGAAGGUUUGUAACUAAAAAUGUUUUAAUUGUCUUAUAAUCAAGACGUGAAGAGAUUUAUUCAAAACGUCUUGAUGUUCUAGUCUACUCACUGAAACAUCAAAUAAAAUGGCUUCUAAUUCAUCGGGGUUGUGAGUCAGGAUCAUGUCCUUCAUAGGAAUGCAGAGAUAACUGGUCAGAGACACAUCAGGAGAUAAAAGUCCAAGACAAUGCUGUGCACACUGGUCAUCCUAGGGGCAGUGUUGCUCCUGCUCGUCGCUCUCUUCGUCAAGUACAUGUCUGCUCACCACCAAGUCUUUAAAAAAUUGGGAAUCGAUCACCCGCAGCCACGGUGGAUAGUGGGAAACUUUGAUCUGGCCAUGAAGCACGGCAUGUUCGAAGUUCAGAAAGUUUUCUAUAACAAGUAUAAAGAGAAAAAGGUCUAUGGAUGGUUUGACGCUCGAAGACCAGUUAUUGUGGUCAAGGAUUUGGACAUGGUCAAAGAUAUCCUAAUUAAAAAUUUUAACCAUUUUGUUGACCAUUACUCAUUCCUGGACUUCGAACCUCCUUUCCACGACAACCUGCUCAGCUUAAGGGGAGAUCACUGGAAGCGUGUCAGAAGCAUAAUCUCCCCUACGUUUAGUUCUGGGCGAAUAAAAAGAAUGGCUUCUCAUGUUGAAAAGAACGCGAAGAUUUUGCUGGAAAAUUUGCAACAUCUACAGGAAACCGGUGAAGAUGUUGAGCUGCGAGAGAUCAGUUCCUGCUUUACCCUGGAUGUCAUCGCCAGCACUGGGUUCGGCCUGGACAUCAACACGCUCAAAGAUCCCAAGAACGAAUUCGCUGUCGAAGCUAACAAAGUAAUGAAUGGAAAUCGUAUCGUCUUCUUCGUGGUCUGGUUCUUGCCGGCGCUUUCUGGCAUUCUGGCCAAGCUGGGUUUCCACAUGCUGCCAAAGAAAUCUAUGGAGUACCUCGCCCAGGUCAUUGAUCAGAUCAUUGAAGAGAGGAAACACGAUGACAAGAAAAACAAGGUCAACGACUUUAUUGACCUGGUGAUGAACGCAGAGACGGAAGCUGGUCAGGCCAGUGGCAAGGACCUCACUAGAUCGGAAAUACAUAGCCAAGCUAUCAUCUUUCUUUUUGCUGGCUUCGACACCAUUGCCACAGCUUUGUCCUUUACGCUCUUCCAUCUGGCCAUGCAUCCGGAAUGUUGUGAAAAAGUCCAGGCGGAGGUGGAUGCCAAAUGUGGCAAGGACAUUCCUGACUACGACAAAGUCCAGACGCUGACCUACCUGGACAUGUGCAUCAAUGAGUCCAUCCGGCUGACGCCCCCGGGGAUAUUCAUCAGCAGACAAUGUGUGGAGGACAUACAGAUCCAGGGCGUCCAUUUCCCCAAAGACAUGGCUGUAAUCAUCCCUACUUACGCUAUCCAGACUGACCCCGAAAUUUUUCCAGAACCUGAAAAGUUUGACCCUGAGCGAUUCAGCCCUGAGAACAAGGUUAACCGUCACCCAAUGGCAUUCUUGCCUUUCGGUCAAGGCCCACGUAACUGUAUUGGGAUGAGACUCGCACUGCUAGAACUUAAAAUUGCCCUGGCGACGAUAUUACAAAACCUAACGCCCGUCCCUUGCUCUAAGACCGUCUACCCCGCGAAGUUGAGCAAAAUACAGACCAGAGCCAUGGAUGGAUUGUGGGUAAAAUUCCAGAACAGAAAAAUCGCUAAUUAACAAAUACUUAUGAAUGCUUACUGAGCAUUAUUGAUUACCUAUAUUGUAUUAAAUACCCAUUGAAAUAUUGAUCCAACAUAUUGGACCAAAUAAAUUUUUUUAAAGGUUUUACUUUAUUUUACUUUGUUAUUUAGUCGGGUUAAAGGUCAGUGGGUGAGGUCAUUGUGUUGACCAAUAAAAUAAUACCGAGCUUCUUUAGCACUUUCUUUUAUAGUGAUGUUUUAAGAUUGACCUCUUGACCUCAUCGGUUUGUCUCUUGACAGACUUAUAAUGUAAAGUUUGGAUUACUUUCUAACCCGUAUGGGUCGUAUUGCCAUAUUUAUGCCUAGUCUAGAAUACUGAACAACACUUUGAACAUGUCUCUUAACAGAAUUGUCAUGAUAAGUUUAAGAUAAUAAACACAGUGUGUUUUUGUGUGUUUAGUUAUCAUACCGUUCUUGUAGACAGAUCCAUUUUACGUUUAAAAUCUUAAAAUAUAUACUAAACUACUUUAAAAUGCGCGAAGCAUCGGUAGACGAUAUAGUAAUUUACUACCAACACCAAAGGUCCAAUUUUCGACUACUGUUACGUAAGUAAAAAAAGUAUUUAUUACUUUGUGGGUUUAAGUUCUAACUUCACUCGCCUCUUGGUCGUUGUGCUGGCCCAUUAAUUACUUGGUAUACUUUUCGCCACUGGAAUGCUCUUUUUAUUGAGCUUCUCAGUAUCAUUGGCUCCAACUUCCUUUUCGCUUAGGGUUAACUCAUGCUUCCACCCCCACACACACCAAUCCCACGAUUAAAAGAAACACUUUCACACACACUUAUAAUAUUGUGAAUUUAAAGGUGUUUGAAAAAAAAAAUUAUAAAGAUUUAAAGCUCAUUUUAUUCAUAGGUCGUGUACUAUCUGAUGCUGUGCUUAAAUAGCACCAAACUUUAUAUAGGAUAUAGUAGCUAAGUAUACGUUACGUGAAGUGUAGUGUCUGUAUCAUGCUUGAAUUAUCUGUCACAUCUGGCUACCACACAUCCUACAAGCAUUCAGAAAGAAAACAAAAUGGGCUGUUCUAUAUAUAUGAAACUGAAAUAAAGUGUCUUUGUUUUCAUGUAAGCUAUAUGUCCUAUAUGUACCACAAUGCGAUUUG
This is a messenger RNA of Biomphalaria glabrata, 2819 nucleotides long. Its product is annotated as cytochrome P450 3A7-like. Gene Ontology annotation, molecular function: heme binding; iron ion binding; oxidoreductase activity, acting on paired donors, with incorporation or reduction of molecular oxygen. The coding region runs from base 209 to 1702 and encodes 497 amino acids. Lineage: Eukaryota; Metazoa; Mollusca; Gastropoda; Planorbidae. The transcript is spliced from 4 exons. The record is from RefSeq and is a predicted model, not a curated record.